Stylophora pistillata is the source of this 2060-nucleotide messenger RNA. RefSeq lists its product as uncharacterized. NCBI's taxonomy places the organism in Eukaryota, Metazoa, Cnidaria, Anthozoa, Scleractinia, Pocilloporidae. The record is from RefSeq and is a predicted model, not a curated record.
AUGGCGACGUGGCCAGAGAUAUGAGGUAGUGAUGAUCAAAUCUAAUUAUUUUUAAUACAAAACCAGAGGAAAGGUGGCCAUGCGAGUAUCAGCUGCCUCUCAGAACAUAUUUUUUUCUCGUGCUGGGGUUUUUGGAUGGAACAAUGGCAACACUGGUUGCAGAACAUCAAAUGGAGAUCAAGUGUGUUGUUGGUGACAUGGGUGUUUGUCUUUUGGCUGGUUGUUUGAACUCGUAGCUGCAACUUGGAAUAAUUCAAGAAAAGACAGAAAGCUUUUUACGAAACUGAACUGUUUUGGAUCUUGAACUGUGUACAAGAGAUGGUGACUAACAGUUGCUCCAAAAAUGGAGUCAGCUUCACCCACAAGAGAAGUGUGUGAAAACUGUUUUGAAAACUGGACUGUCUUAAUGCGCUGAACGGAUCUUGAACUGUGUACAAGAGAUGGGUGACUAAUAGCUGACCCAGUAAUGGAGUCAGCUUCACCCACAAAGUCUCUUCCUCGGCCUUGAUCUGGGAUGACAAGACCUGGUCCACCGAAAAACAAAAGAGAAGUGUGUGAAAAUUGUUGUGGAAACUGGACUGUCUUGCUGCGCUGAACGGAUCUCGAAUUGUGCACAAGAGAUACCGGUAGUUUUCUCAUGGCAAGCUAAUCACGUCCUGUUGGAUUGAAGAUGCUAUACCAGUGAGAAGUCGAUCCCCUCUGAAAUACUCUAAACAAAAAAUUUUGGAUAGCUCCAUCUCAUCAUGAAGCUAGAAGCAGUUGGAUCCAAAGGUUUGGCAUACUGUCAAGAGGAAAGACAUUUGGAUGAAGGUAAAGACGAAGUCGAGAGGUGAGAUGGCUUUGGUGAUAGUUUGCUUGCAAGUUCUCAGAUGGAUAUCGGGAGCAAACUGGAGUUUCUUCGACCACCCAAAACUGGAUACCAACCCAGGAACCCGAUCAGCUCGAGACCAGAGACAAAUAUCAAUCUUCGAAAGAAGCUAAACACGAUUGAAAAAUUGGGGGUGAUCCGUCCCCUGCCUCCUUCCCACCCCGUCAAUUUAUACGUCAAUUUAUACAAUCAUAUACAGACAAGAGAAAGACGUAGAAAUGAACUUUAUAAGGGCAGAAGCUGGGCAACUCCGAGAGCGGGUUCGGGCAGAAGGAAAUCCUACUUCGCUUCAAGAUUCCUGUACACUGCUAACGAAACAAGAACCCAACAACUCAGCCGAAUAAUUCUCGGAGGGGAUAUCCACAAAACCCAGGUCCAACGGAAAAGAGAACCCCAAAAUACCCCUGCAAGGAGUGUGGGAAAGGAGUUCGCUCGAAUCAAGAUGCUUUGCUAUGUGCUGAGUGUAAUGCCUGGUCGCAUGCAAAGUGCAUACACCUGAGCAAAGCCGGCUUCAAGUCAGUACUACCUGGACUACCCAGAUAUUGAAUGGACCUGCUCCCUAUGCUCGCUUCCUUUUAGGUUUGAGUAAACUUUGGUUGGAGAAGAAAAUCUAAUUCAACAUGGCGGCGAAGGCGAAUAUGCAAAUGAGGAUAUCGCUGGAUAUGCUAAUGACUUGCCUGAAUCGUGGAUAAUACAAGAAAGGAAACAGAACACUACCGAUCUCAUGAUGAUUCAUCGAAACAUCAAUAGCUGCCAAAACAAACUGGAUGAUCUGAUAUUACUCAAUAAGGAAUUGAAGCCACAUGUAAUUUUUCUGCCAGAGACUAAGAUCGACUCUUCUUACACCAAUGCACAGGUGGCUCUUGAAGGAUAUCAUACCUAUAGGAAGGAUAGAAAAAAGGGUGGUGGUGGCCUGAUGGCAUAUUUCUCAUCUAAGAUGGUAUCUCGUCGUGUAAAGCUUCCUAAGCAGUAUAAAUUACUUGAAGUUCUGGCCAUAAAUGCAAUAAUAAACAACAAUGAUGUGUUGUUUGUUAGUAUUUAUCGAACCCCAAAAGUUACAGGAUAUCAAGGUUUUUAAAGCGACAGAAUAAGCUCUCUCGUAAUAAAUUCGUACGUUUUACGCUUAUAACAGCAAAUCAAGGACUGUUUCGAAUAAAAACUGUUGUCCCGAAAUUCUUCCUGGUCAUUUUCA